AUGGACAUUUUUAUCAUCAACCUGAUCGCUGGUAAGAAGUUCCAGCACUUCAAUGCAGUCCUGGAGACCUACAUCUGCCUGAGCACAGCAGGGCUGUACGAAGGGAAGGAGGAAGCACAGUUUGAGCUUUCUAUCCAGAAGUUCUUCCAGGCGCUGAACGCAGUGAUGGGUUCCACUGUGGAGGGCUCCCACAUCCUGGCACAGCAUCUUUAUGCCAGCUUCGCAACACCCGGCGCUGAUGCUGGUGGCGCGAAGAAGGGUGGCAAGAAGAAGGGAGGCUCCUUCCAGACUGUGUCUGGACUCUUCAGGGAGAACCUGAACAAGCUGAUGUCCAACUUGAGGAGCACUCACCCUCACUUUGUGCGCUGCUUGAUCCCCAACGAGUCAAAGACUCCAGCCCUUAUGGAAAAUCAUCUGGUUAUCCACCAGCUGAGAUGUAAUGGUGUGCUGGAAGGUAUCAGAAUUUGCAGAAAGGGAUUCCCGAGCAGAAUCUUGUACGGGGACUUCAAGCAAAGAUACAAAGUGUUAAAUGCAAGUGUUAUCCCCGAGGGUCAGUUCAUGGACAACAAGAAAGCAUCAGAGAAGCUUUUGGGAUCCAUUGAUAUAAAUCACGAGGAGUAUAAAUUUGGGCACACCAAGGUCUUCUUUAAGGCUGGUCUGCUGGGUGUGCUUGAGGAGAUGAGAGAUGAAAAGUUAGCCAAACUCGUGACCAUCACACAGGCUCAGUGCCGGGGCUUCCUGAUGAGAACGGAAUUCAAAAAAAUGAUGGAAAGAAGGGAAGCUCUUUUCACCAUCCAGUACAACAUUCGCUCAUUCAUGAAUGUGAAACACUGGCCAUGGAUGAAGCUCUACUUCAAGAUCAAGCCGCUGCUGAAGAGCGCCGAGUCUGAAAAGGAAAUGGCCAACAUGAAAGAAGAAUUCGAAAAGUGCAAAGAAAAUCUGGCCAAGUCAGAAGCCAAACGCAAGGCGCUGGAGGAGAAGAUGGUUUCUGUGGUGCAGGAAAAGAACGACCUGCUGCUUCAAGUCCAGUCGGAAGGUGAAAGUCUCUGUGAUGCUGAAGAAAGAUGCGAGGGACUUAUCAAAAGCAAAAUCCAGCUCGAGGCAAAACUGAAAGAGGCAAUGGAGAGACUGGAAGACGAGGAGGAAAUGAACUCUGAGCUGACUGCCAAGAAGAGGAAACUGGAAGACGAGUGCUCCGAACUCAAGAAGGACAUUGACGACCUCGAGCUGACACUGGCCAAAGUGGAGAAGGAGAAGCACGCCACAGAAAAUAAGGUUAAAAACCUUACUGAAGAAAUGGCUACUCAGGACGAAAGCAUUGCAAAAUUAACCAAGGAAAAGAAAGCCCUCCAAGAGGCACACCAACAGACCCUUGAUGACCUGCAAGUAGAGGAGGACAAAGUCAACACUCUGACCAAAGCAAAGUCUAAGCUGGAACAACAAGUGGACGAUCUUGAAGGUUCACUGGAGCAAGAAAAGAAACUCCGUAUGGACCUUGAGAGAGCCAAGAGAAAGCUUGAGGGAGAUCUGAAACUAGCCCAGGAAUCCAUAAUGGAUCUGGAGAACGACAAGCAGCAAUCAGAUGAGAAGAUAAAGAAGAAGGACUUUGAAACAAGCCAGCUGCUGAGCAAAAUUGAGGAUGAACAAGCUGUGGGUGCUCAACUUCAAAAGAAGAUCAAGGAGCUUCAGGCGCGCAUUGAAGAGCUUGAAGAAGAAAUCGAGGCCGAACGAGCUGCUCGGGCAAAGUCUGAAAAGCAAAGAGCUGAUCUUUCCAGGGAACUUGAAGAGAUCAGUGAAAGGCUUGAGGAAGCCGGUGGUGCAACUUCAGCUCAGAUUGAAAUGAACAAGAAACGUGAAGCUGAGUUUCAGAAGCUCAGGCGUGAUCUAGAGGAGUCCACUCUGCAGCAUGAAGCUACUGCCGCUGCUCUUCGCAAAAAGCAAGCCGACAGCGUGGCUGAACUGGGAGAACAGAUCGACAACCUCCAGCGUGUGAAACAGAAGCUCGAGAAGGAAAAGAGUGAAUUGAAAAUGGAACUCGACGACCUCUCCAGCAACAUGGAAUCUGUAGCCAAGACCAAGGCUAACCUGGAGAAGAUGUGCCGUUCUCUGGAGGACCAGCACAGUGAGAUUAAGACCAAGAACGACGAGAACGUGCGUCAGAUCAAUGACAUCAGUACGCAAAAAUCACGUCUUCUGACGGAGAAUGGUGAAUUCUCUCGCCAGCUGGAAGAGAAGGAAUCUUUAAUUUCUCAGCUGACGAGGAGCAAACAGGCUUUCACUCAGCAAACUGAGGAGCUCAAGAGGCAGCUGGAGGAAGAAUCAAAGGCUAAGAAUGCCCUGGCUCACAGUGUGCAAUCUGCCCGCCAUGACUGUGACCUGCUUCGGGAGCAAUUUGAGGAGGAGCAGGAAGCCAAGGCUGAGCUGCAGCGUGCAAUGUCCAAGGCUAACAGCGAGGUGGCUCAGUGGAGAUCAAAAUACGAAACUGAUGCCAUCCAGCGCACGGAGGAGCUUGAAGAAGCAAAGAAAAAGCUGGUGCAGCGCCUUCAAGAUGCCGAGGAACACAUUGAGGCUGUGAACUCAAAGUGUGCCUCUCUGGAGAAGACCAAACUGAGGCUCCACGGUGAAGUGGAAGAUCUCAUGGUUGACAUAGAAAGAGCAAAUGCACAAGCCUCUGCUCUCGACAAGAAGCAGAGAAACUUCGACAAGGUUCUUGCUGAGUGGAAGCAAAAGUUUGAAGAAGGCCAGGCAGAGCUGGAGGCUGCACAGAAAGAGGCUCGCUCUCUCAGCACUGAGCUCUUCAAAAUGAAGAACUCCUAUGAAGAAUCUUUGGAUCACCUGGAAACCCUUAAACGGGAGAACAAGAACUUACAGCAGGAGAUCUCUGAUCUGACUGAACAGAUUGGCGAGGGUGGGAAGGCUAUUCAUGAGCUAGAGAAGGCAAAGAAGCAGAUUGAAACUGAAAAGUCAGAAAUCCAAACCGCCUUGGAGGAGGCAGAGGCUACCCUGGAGCAUGAGGAGUCCAAGAUUCUCCGUGUCCAGCUGGAGCUCAACCAGGUGAAAUCUGAGGUUGACAGAAAGAUCGCCGAGAAAGACGAGGAGCUGGAACAGCUGAAGAGAAACAGUCAGAGAGUGAUAGACCACAUGCAGAGCACUCUCGACUCUGAAGUUAGGAGCCGCAACGAUGCCCUGAGAGUGAAGAAGAAGAUGGAGGGAGAUCUGAAUGAAAUGGAAAUUCAGCUCAGUCACUCCAACCGCCAAGCAGCUGAAGCUCAGAAACAACUGAGGAACGUUCAAGGACAACUCAAGGACGCCCAACUGCACCUUGACGAUGCCGUCCGAGGACAGGAAGACAUGAAGGAACAGUUCGCCAUGGUGGAACGCAGGAACACCCUGAUGCAGGCUGAAAUUGAAGAGAUGAGGGCUGCCCUGGAACAGAUAGAGAGAGGCCGCAAAGUGGCUGAACAGGAGCUCCUUGACGCCAGCGAGCGUGUGCAGCUGCUGCACUCCCAGAACACCAGUCUCAUCAACACCAAGAAGAAGCUCGAGUCUGAUGUUAGCCAGCUGCAGAGCGAAGUAGACGACACCAUCCAGGAAGCAAGAAACGCAGAAGAAAAAGCCAAGAAAGCCAUCACUGACGCUGCCAUGAUGGCAGAGGAACUCAAGAAGGAACAGGACACCAGCUCUCACCUGGAGAGGAUGAAGAAGAACCUGGAACAGACAGUGAAGGACCUCACCCACCGUCUGGAUGAGGCUGAGCAGCUGGCCAUGAAGGGUGGAAAGAAACAGCUCCAGAAACUGGAGACCAGGGUGCGCGAGCUGGAGAACGAGCUUGAAGCCGAGCAGAGACGUGGCGUCGAUGCGGUUAAAGGAGUCCGUAAAUACGAGAGAAGAGUGAAGGAGCUCAGCUACCAGGGUGAGGAAGACAAGAAGAACGUGGCCAGGCUCCAGGAUCUGGUUGAUAAGCUGCAGCUGAAAGUCAAGGCUUACAAGAGGCAGGCUGAGGAAGCUGAGGAGCAAGCCAACACCCACCUGGCUAAGUUCAGGAAGGUGCAGCACGAGCUUGAGGAGAGUGAGGAGCGCGCUGAUAUCGCUGAAUCCCAGGUCAACAAGCUCAGGACCAAGAGCCGUGAUUUUGGAGCCAAGGGAAAGGAAGCAGAAGAAUAGAGGACUCGACGACUUGAACCAGAGAU
This is a messenger RNA of Polyodon spathula (Mississippi paddlefish), 4190 nucleotides long. Its product is annotated as myosin heavy chain, fast skeletal muscle-like. NCBI's taxonomy places the organism in Eukaryota, Metazoa, Chordata, Actinopteri, Acipenseriformes, Polyodontidae. Gene Ontology annotation, cellular component: myosin complex. Gene Ontology annotation, molecular function: protein binding; cytoskeletal motor activity; ATP binding. The record is from RefSeq and is a predicted model, not a curated record. The transcript has 29 exons. Bases 1 to 4164 code for a protein of 1387 amino acids.